Messenger RNA from Branchiostoma floridae (Florida lancelet), 443 nucleotides. RefSeq lists its product as uncharacterized. The coding region runs from base 51 to 443 and encodes 130 amino acids. The record is from RefSeq and is a predicted model, not a curated record. NCBI's taxonomy places the organism in Eukaryota, Metazoa, Chordata, Leptocardii, Amphioxiformes, Branchiostomatidae. The transcript is spliced from 4 exons.
AUCAGUCCUGAGCAAUUCUCCAUUUUUUCUCUCUCCUCAUUGCGAUCACCAUGAUGUUUCCCACCAAAGUCACUCUCAUCCUUAUCAUCAUCACCGUAGGUUUCCCUCCCCUCUCGGUACAGUCUGACCGUCCGACCGACGCCCGUCCUGACGGCGCCUCCCCCGGAGCCAUGCGGUACGUGUUCCCGGCCUGGCUGCCCGGGGUGACCGUCACGCCCGCCGAGGACGUGCAGUUUCUGAUGGAGAGCCUGGCCCGCGCUACGAACUUUAGGAAAAACCUGGUCACAGAUUUCGAAGUUGCAGACUGCUACACCAAAGGGGACGACAUGCCGGAAUACACGACCAACGUGUACUGCCCAGCUGGGUGUGCCGCCCACCGCAAAGCCAGCGUGUGGGGAGCAGGGACCUACAAUGGGGUUGUUCUUUCAGAGAAUUUCUUUUAA